Messenger RNA from Chlorocebus sabaeus (green monkey), 1971 nucleotides. It is a transcript of the gene SLC68A1, whose product is annotated as major facilitator superfamily domain containing 13A. The record is from RefSeq and is a predicted model, not a curated record. NCBI's taxonomy places the organism in Eukaryota, Metazoa, Chordata, Mammalia, Primates, Cercopithecidae.
AGGGAGAGGCUGGGGAAGCCCUAGAAGCGCGCGCAGGCGCACUGGCUUGCACCUGGCUCCCGCCAGCCGUAGGAUUAGGCUUCGCCGGCUACGAUUGCGGGAUGAGGAUGACAAGACUGCCUGUGGCCAUGAGCCCUCCCCGGUGCUCCUGGGGUUAAGGCUGGGGCUGCAACCAUGGGGCUGGAUCGGCCCCAGGCCUGGUUGCUGGGUCUGCCCACAGCUGCGGUCUAUGGCUCCCUGGCUCUCUUCACCACCAUCCUGCACAAUGUCUUCCUGCUCUACUAUGUAGACACCUUUGUAUCAGUGUACAAGAUCAACAAAAUGGCCUUCUGGGUCGGAGAGACGGUGUUUCUCCUCUGGAACAGCCUCAAUGACCCCCUCUUCGGCUGGCUCAGUGACCGGCAGUUCCUCAGCUCCCAGCACCGCAGGUCAGGCGCUGGGCUCUCCUCAAGGGCCGUGGUGCUGGCCCGGGUGCGGGCCCUGGGCUGGCAUGGGCCGCUGCUGGCGCUGUCAUUCCUGGCAUUCUGGGUGCCCUGGGCCCCAGCUGGCCUGCAGUUCUUGCUGUGCCUGUGCCUCUAUGAUGGCUUCCUGACGCUCGUGGACCUGCACCACCACGCCUUGCUGGCCGACCUGGCACUCUCAGCCCACGACCGCACCCACCUCAACUUCUACUGCUCCCUCUUCAGCGCAGCCGGCUCCCUCUCUGUCUUUGCCUCCUAUGCCUUUUGGAACAAGGAGGAUUUCUCCUCCUUCCGCGCUUUCUGCGUGACACUGGCUGUCAGCUCUGGGCUGGGCUUUCUGGGGGCCACACAGCUGCUGAGGCGGCGGGUUGAGGCCGCCCGAAGGGACCCAGGGUGCUCAGGCCUGGCUGUGGAUUUCGGCCUGUGUGGAGAGGAGCUGCUUGUGGGCAGUGAGGAGGCAGACAGCAUCACCUUGGGCCAAUAUCUCCGGCAGCUGGCACGCCAUCGGAACUUCCUGUGGUUUGUGAGCAUGGACCUGGUGCAGGUCUUCCACUGCCACUUCAACAGCAACUUUUUCCCUCUCUUCCUGGAGCAUCUGUUGUCUGACCAUAUCUCCCUUUCCACGGGCUCCAUCCUGUUGGGCCUCUCCUAUGUUGCUCCCCAUCUCAACAACCUCUACUUCCUGUCCCUGUGCCGGCGCUGGGGUGUCUAUGCGGUGGUGCGGGGACUCUUUCUGCUCAAGCUGGGCCUUAGCCUGCUCAUGUUGUUGGCCGGCCCGGACCACCUCAGCCUGCUGUGCCUCUUCAUUGCCAGCAACCGCGUCUUCACUGAGGGCACCUGUAAGCUGCUGACCUUGGUGGUCACCGACUUGGUAGAUGAGGACCUGGUGCUGAACCACCGCAAGCAGGCAGCCUCGGCACUCCUCUUUGGCAUGGUUGCCCUGGUGACCAAGCCAGGCCAGACCUUUGCCCCGCUGCUAGGCACCUGGCUGCUCUGUUUCUACACAGGUCAUGACCUCUUCCAGCAGUCCCUGAUAACCCCUGUGGGGAGUGCCCAUCCUUGGCCAGAGCCCCCAGCCCCAGCCCCUGCACAGGCCCCGAUGCUCCGCCAGGGCUGCUUCUACCUGCUGGUGCUGGUACCCAUCACCUGUGCUCUGCUGCAGCUCUUCACCUGGUCCCAGUUCACGCUGCACGGGAGACGCCUGCACAUGGUCAAGGCCCAGCGCCAGAACCUGUCACAGGCCCAAACCCUGGAUGUUAAGAUGGUGUGAGAGCUGUGGCAAGGCCACCCCACUGAGGACGCUGCCAGCAGCCUGGGGGAGGAGCCAGUUUUUUUUUUUUUUUUAAGGAUUUCAUAGCUGUUUUGUUUUUGUUUUUGUUUUUGUUUUUGGAGAUGUUCCCUCAAAAAAUUGAUCUGUUGCCCAGGCUGGAGUGCAGUGUUGCAAUCUGGGCUCACUGAAACCUCCACCACCCAGGUUCAAGCGAUUCUCCUGCCUCAGCCUCCCGAGUAG